Molecule: messenger RNA, 1975 nt
Organism: Cydia amplana
Lineage: Eukaryota; Metazoa; Arthropoda; Insecta; Lepidoptera; Tortricidae
Exons: 14
Coding region: 66-1946 (626 amino acids)
Cellular component (GO): membrane
Molecular function (GO): phosphatidylinositol bisphosphate binding
Source: RefSeq, a predicted model, not a curated record
CACACCGGCAAACACGGCGGUGGAUAGUGAUACGCGGAUAACUUUCGUCAGUUUAAGACACGAAGAUGAUCCGUGAACUGCCUCCCACUUUAGCUAAGAUAGCUAAAGAUGAGUUGGGUGAAAAUCCAAAAAGGACACAAGAAGACGUGCAACACCUGAAGGAGUGGAUCACAAAGCAGCCACAUUUGAAGGCUCGGACGGAUGAUCAGUGGUUGCUAGCCGUCCUGAGAGGCUGCAAGUUCAGUCUGGAACGAGUUAAGAAGAAAUUGGAUUUGUAUUAUACGUUGAGAACAACGGCACCUGAUGUAACUCUUCGCCUUAAACCUACUGAAAAUAAGUUUCUGGAGUUUCUCAGACUUGGAACUGUUGUCAUCCUUCCCGAGGCGACUCAGAAGCUGUCACCGUGCAUCAUUCUUAUCCGCCCAGGCUCCUACCACCCUAACACACAUAAUGUAGCCGACAUCAUGUGUAUCUUGAUUUAUUUGGUGCAAAUUUUGGUCGUAGAAAGCGAUGCGGCGACGGUAUUGGGUACGAAGAUCGUGGUAGAUUACCAAGGAGUCACCAUGGCUCACCUGGCGCAGGCCAACCCGACAUUACUCAAGAAAAUGAUAGCUGUUAGCCAAGACUCAAUGCCCCUACGGUUAAAAGGUAGCCAUCACGUGAACCUACCCGCUGGAAUUGAAGCCAUUUUUCAACUAAUCAAAGGACUCUUAAAUGCAAAAGCGAGAGAUAGGUUGAAGAUACACAAACAUUACGAAGAAUUAAGGGAAUUUGUACCGCAAGAAUCUUUACCAAAAGAAUACGGAGGCAGUGGCGGAAGUAUUGCGGAAAUAACAGAAAAAUGGGUGUUGAAAAUGGCAGAAUACAAGUCAUGGAUGCAGCAGGAAGAGACCCUCGGCACAGACGAGUCGCGGCGCGCCGGAGCGCCGCGCACCGCAGAGGAAAUGUUCGGCGCGGACGGAUCAUUUAGAAAACUCGACAUUGACUGUUACCGUCAUAAAUUAAUUAUCAAAAUGACGAUUCGACCACUGCCUGCGGCACUCAAGAAGAAAGCAGCGAAGGAAAUAAAUGAAGAUGAUCGCAGAAUAGCGUCUGACAUCAUGGCGUUGAGGCACUGGCUAAUGAAACAGCCGCAUCUUCAUGCAAUACAGCCAAAUGAUCAAUGGCUGCUGGCAUUUUUACGGGGAUGCAAGUUCAGCCUAGAGCGUACUAAGGAAAAACUAGAUAUGUAUUAUACUUUAAAAGGGUUGGUGCCAGAGUUUUUAACUAACAGAGAUCCAAUGGAUUCGAAGAUUCAAGACAUACUAAAAUUAGGUCUCUUUUUACCACUGAAGAAAUGUCAGGGCGAAGAUUCAUCACGCACCUGUAUCGUGAGGGUCGGGGUGUUCGAUGCCUCCAAGUAUCACCUGACGGACGUUUUGAAGAUUGCCUUUAUGAUCACGGAGAUCAUGAUGCUGGAGGACGACAAUUUCAAUGUGGCUGGCGAGGAAGUAAUCAUCGACAUGAAAGGUGUGGGCAUCAGCGUGCUGAGCCAAUGGACGCCAACGUUAGCAAAAAAAGCGAUCUCCUGCUUCGAGAAGGCUUUCCCAGUGCGCGUGAGGUCCAACUACAUAAUCAGCACUCCACCGGGAUUCGAGGCUGCGUAUGCUAUUUUAAAAACCUUCCUUGGAGAAAAACUGAAGAAAAGAAUAAAGGUUUAUAACAAGGACUACAAAGCUAUAUACCAUGCCGUCCCUCAAGCAAUGCUCCCGACAGACUUUGGAGGACAAGACGGAUCUCUACAGGAAUUGAUUGAUUACUGGAAGCUGAAAGUGGAGAACUACCGCGACUGGUUCGUGGCCCAGGAGACGGCUCAGUCAGACGAAGCCAAGCGGCCGGGCGCGCCCGCCACCUCCUCCACUCUGUUCGGCGUCGAUGGCUCCUUCAGGACUUUGCAGUUCGAUUGAGUGAUUUUAAAUAAAACGUAUCAGUGCAA